Messenger RNA from Scatophagus argus, 5363 nucleotides. It is a transcript of the gene slc71a2a, whose product is annotated as major facilitator superfamily domain containing 14Ba. Gene Ontology annotation, molecular function: transmembrane transporter activity. Gene Ontology annotation, cellular component: membrane. The record is from RefSeq and is a predicted model, not a curated record. Gene Ontology annotation, biological process: transmembrane transport. NCBI's taxonomy places the organism in Eukaryota, Metazoa, Chordata, Actinopteri, Scatophagidae. The coding region runs from base 240 to 1772 and encodes 510 amino acids. The transcript has 12 exons.
UCUCCUGCUUCUGUCUAGCUCGACAAUUUACCAGGCAAGCUGCGGACUGACUUGGCGACGGAUUUAACAACAUUGUGGAUGUUGUAUCUCAAGACGGUUUAUAUUAUUGUUACUAUUAUUAUCAUUUAGUUCGACUUGGCCUCUUUGGGGCUCAAUUAAGCGGCAUCCUGGAAGUACCCGGAGAACCGCGGAUAUCUACGCAGCAUGGAUGCUUCGUGACCCGCGGCAGGUGUGAAGAGAUGCCCGGAGAGCCGCCGGCGGCCACCGGCCGGGUAGUGCUGGUCAAAAAGAUCGUCAUGAAGGACGGAGCCGCGCUCCAUCAGGGUAUCGGCAGGCCCAGUGUGUACCAUGCAAUAGUGGUGAUCUUCCUGGAGUUCUUCGCCUGGGGUUUACUCACCACGCCCAUGCUCACUGUUUUACAUGAAACAUUUCCCCAGCACACUUUCCUGAUGAACGGACUCAUUCAGGGUGUGAAGGGUCUGCUGUCAUUCAUGUCUGCUCCUCUGAUUGGUGCGUUGUCGGACGUGUGGGGAAGGCGGUCCUUCCUGUUGGUAACUGUCUUCUUCACCUGUGCCCCAAUCCCUCUGAUGAGGCUCAGCCCCUGGUGGUACUUCGCCAUGAUCUCCAUGUCCGGAGCUUUCUCGGUCACCUUCUCAGUGAUCUUCGCCUACGUCGCUGACGUGACUGAUGAAAGAGAGAGGAGUACAGCAUACGGUCUGGUGUCAGCUACUUUUGCAGCAAGCCUGGUGACGAGUCCAGCCAUCGGGGCGUACCUGUCGGCCUGGUACGGAGACAACCUGGUCGUUCUGGUGGCCACACUGAUCGCUCUGGCCGACAUCUGCUUCAUCCUGCUGUCUGUCCCCGAGUCUCUGCCGGAGAAGAUGAGGCUCAACACCUGGGGGGCGCCCAUAUCAUGGGAGCAGGCCGACCCCUUCGCUUCUCUGAGGAAGGUGGGUCAGGACUCAACCGUCUUGCUGAUCUGUAUCACUGUGUUCCUGUCUUACCUGCCAGAGGCCGGACAGUACUCCAGCUUCUUCCUCUACCUGAGACAGGUCAUUAAUUUCUCAUCCACAACCAUUGCUGUUUUUAUUGGAGUGGUGGGAAUUCUGUCUAUUGUAGCACAGACUCUCUUCCUCACUCUGCUGAUGAGGACUCUGGGGAAUAAGAACACUGUUCUGCUGGGUUUGGGCUUUCAGAUCCUUCAGCUGGCCUGGUACGGCUUUGGAUCAGAGCCAUGGAUGAUGUGGGCGGCUGGUGCUGUAGCAGCGAUGUCCUCCAUCACCUUCCCAGCUGUAUCUGCUCUGGUGUCACAGUCUGCUGAUCCUGAUAAACAAGGUGUGGUCCAGGGGAUGAUCACAGGCAUCAGAGGACUGUGUAAUGGUCUGGGACCAGCUCUGUAUGGAUUCAUCUUCUUCCUCUUUAACGUUGAGCUGAAUACCAUGGACCCCAUCCAGGGAGACUUCAACAUUGACCCCCUGCCUCUGCACAGUCCUACUGAGCGAGCCCUCAUCCCUGGCCCACCCUUCCUCUUGGGGGCAUGCACCGUGGUCGUAGCCUUCCUCGUCGCUCUCUUCAUCCCUGAGAAACCCUCCUGCUCUUCCUCUUCCUCCCAACUGUCCCUCAGCGACAAGCCCCAUGCAGACAGCAAAGAGUCGAUGUCCUCGCUGGCUGGCGUCCACAUCAACACGCCCCUCCCUGGCAGCGACGAGGAGACCCCUCCCGCCGCCAGCGACGAGGACUUUGAGCCGCUCCUGCAGGACAGUGUUGUUUGAAGGACAGGUGGAAGGACCACAGACGGUGGGGCUUACAUCAUGGUUUGAUAGAUUGGCAGAACCAGCAACACCUUUUCUUUGCUGCAGGGCAGGACUAAGUGUACUCUUAUUGUCAGAAGAUUGCUAUUGACAGCAAUAAGCAACAAUAGCACUGUUUCUUGUAUCUCUUCUUGUUUCUUUCGCGAGGGGGCAGCAGCAAAGAGCUGCAAAUAAGAUGUCACUGUUUGAUUUGACAGAAGAGACAGAGACGAUUAUUUGAUUGAGAGAAAGAUGGGGCCAACAGGGACAAUGCAGUUUAAGUGGAAACCAUCAUUUGAUUGACAAGAGGAGGGACGAACUGUCUUUUUUAUGGAAUGGGUAUACCCAGUAAGGGAAAGAGAGGUAUUUUUGUGAUUUUAAUGGAAGGAUUAUUGUUCAUCUUUAAGCUUGAAGUUGUUGAUUGUUUUUUUGUGACAAACCAGAAAAGGUGUUUUUACCUUUAGCUGUAUCAUUUUGAAGCUGUAUUUUUAAUGCUGUGAUUAUUUCUUAUUGUCUGCAAUGUAUUUACAGCAGCCAAAACAUCAGUGUUGAUUUAUACUCUUUUUUUUUUUGUUGUUGAAGAAGAAGAUUUUUUCUUAUACUUUUUUCCUUCUCAACAAGAUUAAGGGAUUUUUAUUCUUUUUAAGUGUACAGUAUCUUACCAGCUAUGAGCUAUCAGUCGCCAACAAGUUACGAAUGUGACAAGCUGAGAGAAGAGUCAGCAAAAAAGAAAUUUUAAUGGUCAUUUCCUCUCAUUUUCAUGGCUUCAUUUUCUCUUACAUUUGUAUUUCCAUCAUCCAGAACAAGAAAGAGGCGAUGUUUUAGACAGUGCAUUGGUAAGAGGCCCAAAGUUAUCUCAACUGUAUUUCUGUGAAACAAAAGAAUCCUGAAAGAUUCCUCACUGGAUCAUUUUUACUUUUAAUUUCAUCACUUAGUGUUGUUUUGUCACUCUACCUCAAAGCAGCAUGUUGCCUGGAUUUACUCAUGUUCCUUCACAUUUUAUUUUAUUUUUAUAUCAGUCACUUUAUGAACGUGCUGCUGGCUGCUGGCAGUGGGAAAACCUCAGGGCUGCAACUUCAGUAUUUAGCAGUUCAAGCAUCAAUGGGGUUUGAACCACCUAGUUUAUGGUUCUGCCAUUGCUCGGAUUUUCAAAAUUGAGAAGACUGCAGUUCAGAUCAUGCAUCGUGGCCGCAAUUAAAUAAAACGUGAUAUUAGUCUUUUGGCCAGAUUUCCCAGCCCUAUUUUUAUUUCAGGAAUGCAUAAUAACCAGUUUGGGUACAGUAUAUCCAUUUAGUACUAAUAAAACAAUAAUUGGCAGGGUUAUGCAUUUUUAAAUAUGUAAUGAUAAUAUUAGUUAAUUCUUAAAAUUACACUAAAUAUGGUGUGCACAUUAUGUUUGUGCUCUAGAUUGGUAUGAUAUACAUAUAUGUGUGUGUGUGUAUAUACAAUGUUGUUGUGAUGCUGUAGCUCACCAAUGCAUUGCUUAAAUGUCACAACCUGUACAUCUUCCAGUAUUAUCAGCCCCGUCUCCUACAAAUUAUAUUCAUACACAGCAAAUUUGAAACAGCAAAUAAGGUUAAAGCAUAUUGGUGACCAAUUCUGUUUUCUUUAGCAUGAUGAGGAACUGUUACUAACUAAAGUCACAAAAAUGUUGACACAGUAUCUGUACUGUAUAGUAAAAUAGUAAAGUAUAGUAAAAUAUUCACUGAUAACUUCAAAAAUGAUGUUCUCCUAACUAUAACCAACAUGCUUUUGUUGCCUAAACCUAACCACUUACCAGAGUCUACACUUGAAACUGUGGUUUCCAGUUUCAGUCUUGCACUUUGUAUACCUGCCAUCCACCCUAAACUCCUACUUGCCCCUUUAUGCCCCUGGAGGCACAAAAAUCUAUUUGAUUCAGUAAAAUAAAAAUUUUCUCAAAAAAACAUAAUCUCUAGGAGGGUGGGUAUUGUAAGACCAAACUUUUAAACAUCUUUCACACAAAUGCUAGUAAGUAACAUUGCUUACCUUUCUAUGGUGUCACACGUGCUGCCGUUUAGAGGUCCCCCGGAAUGUAGGUGUAGAACCACCACUAGCUGGCAGCAUGACACCAUGAAGUUGCUCCAAAAUACUUCUCGAUCUGGCUAGGUAUACUUCCAUCCUAGUCCAGAUUUCAUGCCAGCUGUGAGAUCAGCUGGUCAUCUGUUGUGUUAUAGGUGUCUCAUAGCCCACAGGCUUUCACUGUAUCAUUUUAAAAACACAUGGAGCUCAGCUGGAAAAGACGUCUGUCUGAUUUUAAAACAGACAUGUUGCAGAUAUGAGGUUUUUUUCCCUGACUGCAGUGCUGUUCCUGUGAAUGAACUUAUACUUGAAGCAUCCAAAAGAGAUUUUAUGAAGCUUUAGAGAAGAUUUAGGUAACAAAUGUUGAAGAGUUUAACAGUCUAACUGGCAGUUGUUUGCUUUAUGACCUUAAAAUGUAAAUGUACAUGUGAAUGACAUUAUGGUUUGUAUAUAGUGUAAGUGAAGCGUGGGAUUGGUUUGGUUAUUGUGGUUGAUUUCCCCCUGUUCCCCUCUUAUUCACUCCUGAGUGUGUCUACAUGCACAACAGUAUCCUGGUAACAAGGGCGUAGGUUUGGUCUCCUCACUGGGGGGACAUUGCAGGGACACAACAAGGCACCCUCUUCCUGUUACAUAAACACUUAAUUUUCGCCCAUGCUCGAGGUAUGAAGUGACAGCCCUGACUAUUUACAGUUGUCAUAACACUGAUUAGUUGGCAGAUGAUAUUUCAAAUAUCAAAUCUGCAUGUAACAUGAGGUAAUCAAUAAAGAGCAUAGUGUGUCUAAACUGGUCGUCUUGGAAACGCAGCCUCUGGGAGGGCACAUCUCAACUAUCUAAUUUGACUUAUUUCCAUUAUGCAAACAUGUUAAAUGAAAUAUUGAAGGGGACAAAAUAAUGGCAGGGACAUUGCCUGGUAAUACGUCUUUUUCAGUUUUUGGUCAUAUUUGGUACACAAAGUCUUUAAAUGUGACAGGUGCUAGAUCAGAUCGACUCAUCUGCAAUUUGUCUUGUACAAACAGAUCUGCAUUUCAAUGAUUUUUCCAGUCUAACCCCAUCUGUUUUAGCCAGUUUCAUGUUUUGAAGACAAAAUUUUUUAUUUCAUUAUAACAAUUGCAAAGGUGGCUUUUUUUGCUGCCAUUAUCAUUCAGGAUUGAAUGCUUUUCACAGAUUUACUGCCAAAUCACAUCAUUUAGAGUUCCCAGAAACAGGAUGAGUAACAAUCUUUUUGUAGUUUUUGCAGUCGGGAUAUAAUGUCUGUUUGAGGUUUUGUUUACUCCAAAACCCGGAUCAUACGUAGAAUAUUGCUGUGAAUGUGUACACAGUUGUUUCAUUGAAUUCUGCACCCACUCAGUUCAGCAUCAGACUCAAACUGACUCAACAGUGUAAAUAUAGUACAUGGAUUGGAUGUCUGUGUAUGUGAAGAAAUGAAAUGUACAUGGGAUUCACUGUAAAUACACUUUGUCUGUUGUCUUGCCUGGACGUGUAUGAGCCAGUUGUUGGUUAAUGGAAAUUAAAACAGAACAACGCCUGGCAUUA